AUGGAGAACAUGAUGCAGGGCAAUAAGAUCAGACGAGUUGCAGCUACUCGCAUGAAUGAGAGGUCAUCUCGAUCACACACGAUUUUCCGGAUUACUCUGGAGUCGAAAGAUGCCAAUCAGAAAGAUGGACCUGUACAUAUAAGCUACCUCAACUUAAUGGACUUAGCUGGUUCUGAGAGAGUUUCUCUGACGAAAGCUGCUGGUGAGCGUCUUAAAGAGGGGGCUAACAUAAACAAAUCUUUGUCAGUAUUAGGAAAUGUGAUAAGGCAACUAAGCGAGGGGAAGGAGUUUAUCAGUUAUCGCGAUUCGAAAUUGACUAGACUGCUCUCACAGGCUCUUGGCGAUGUAUAUGGAUCUGUAGUAAAACCUUUAGUCGAUUCCUUCAUGGAAGGUUUCAAUGCCACAAUAUUUGCAUAUGGCCAAACAUCUUCUGGCAAAACACACACCAUUUUGGGCAAUAAAACAGAUCCUGGGCUUUUCCAAUUAGUAUCCAAUCAGUUAUUCCAGCAUGUGGCAGACCAGGUUGAUAAGAGGUACUUGAUUAGAUGCUGUUAUAUUGAAAUCUACAAUGAAAAGAUCAAUGACCUCCUGGAUAAGAGCAAUCAGGGUUUAACUAUAAGAGAAGAUAUCAAAGGAAAUGUGCUGCUUGAUGCAAGGGAAGCUGUCGUAGACAAUGUUGAUAAAGUUAUGGAGAACAUGAUGCAGGGCAAUAAGAUCAGACGAGUUGCAGCUACUCGCAUGAAUGAGAGGUCAUCUCGAUCACACACGAUUUUCCGGAUUAUUCUGGAGUCGAAAGAUGCUAAUCAGAAAGAUGGACCUGUACAUAUAAGCUACCUUAACUUAAUGGACUUAGCUGGUUCUGAGAGAGUUUCUCUGACGAAAGCUGCUGGUGAGCGUCUUAAAGAGGGGGCUAACAUAAACAAAUCUUUGUCAGUAUUAGGAAAUGUGAUAAGGCAACUAAGCGAGGGGAAGGAGUUUAUCAGUUAUCGCGAUUCGAAAUUGACUAGACUGCUCUCACAGGCUCUUGGCGAUGUAUAUGGAUCUGUAGUAAAACCUUUAGUCGAUUCCUUCAUGGAAGGUUUCAAUGCCACAAUAUUUGCAUAUGGCCAAACAUCUUCUGGCAAAACACACACCAUUUUGGGCAAUAAACAGAUCCUGGGCUUUUCCAAUUAG
Messenger RNA from Acanthoscelides obtectus, 1173 nucleotides. The record is from the annotation of a GenBank genome assembly. Lineage: Eukaryota; Metazoa; Arthropoda; Insecta; Coleoptera; Chrysomelidae.